AUGGAAAGUACAAAAAGGUAUAUAGAGAGAGGGUCCACCUGGCAGAUACCCCUUGUUGGCCGAAAAGGUUCCGAUGCCGUUAUGCAGGGCCGGCCCAAUACAUGUGCCAUAUGGGCCUUCGCCCAGGGCAUCAUCGAAGGUGCCGCGGAGGAGCGAUUGAGGGAAGCAAUAGAGGAGCUCCAUAGGAGUCAGAGGACGGUGGCGAGUGGCGACAACCCCCCGUGCGACCAUGCUGAUAACUCCUACGUGGCCAACGCCAUUGGCAAUCUUUGCCAAACUUUUCUCCUUUCUUAUGGUGUUAGAGUGGGCAUCGGGAUUCUUCUCCGCGCUUUCAAGCUCGCCAGAAGACAGUAUUAUUCUUCGCUUCUUGAUCUCAAACAACUUGUCUCGGAGAAAGAUUUGAUUGUGAGAGAGGAAGCAUGCCGCAUUGGUUUACUUUUUGGAGGUUUCACAGGGUCAUACCAUUUGCUUAGAUGUUUAUUAAGGAAGCUGAGAAAGAAAGAGACACCAGUGAAUGCACUUUUAGCAGGUUCAAUUGCAGGGUUGUCUAUUUUGGCUUUGGAUGAUUCAAGCCGAAGACGUACUCUUGCACUGUAUCUUUUGGCUAGAUUAGCCCAGUGUGCUUACAAUUCUGCAAAGUCGAAAAAUAGAUUUCACUUUUGGGGAAGUCAUUGGAAGCAUGGUGACUCUCUGCACUUUUCUUUAGCAUGUGCCCAGGUAAUGUAAAGCUCAAUUUGUUAUUUUAUCUGUAUACACCAAUUUGAUGAUAGUGGAACAUUCAAAACACUAGAAAUUGUU
Molecule: messenger RNA, 798 nt
Organism: Hibiscus syriacus
Lineage: Eukaryota; Viridiplantae; Streptophyta; Magnoliopsida; Malvales; Malvaceae
Exons: 5
Coding region: 1-726 (241 amino acids)
Source: RefSeq, a predicted model, not a curated record